This is a messenger RNA of Blepharisma stoltei, 465 nucleotides long. Lineage: Eukaryota; Ciliophora; Heterotrichea; Heterotrichida; Blepharismidae. The record is from the annotation of a GenBank genome assembly.
AUGUACAAAGGGAAAAGAAAGUACAUUGAAAUUUGGCAGAAAGUUGAAAUUGCUGAAUUUUACAUUCAACACCAAAAUGAGAUGAGCAUGAGAGAUGUUGCUGCAAAGUUUCAUGUCAACUCCUUUAGCUCGAUUUCCGAAUGGGUGAAUAAGCUUGAUGAGUUGAAGAAAUCAGUAAAAUCUGAUAAAAAAUUAAAAUUAGAAAGCUUCACUCAAUUUCCAGAGCUAGAGAAAGAACUAGUACAUUGGUUUACUGCAAUCCGUGAGCAAGGUAUUCAGGUUCUCAGAUCAACGAUUGAGGAGAAGCAAAAAGUUUGGCGGCAGAAAUGGGAUUGGCGCGAUUCGGCUGUGGAGAUAAAUGGUGGCAAGGAUUUAGGACCAGAAAUAAUUUAUCUUUCAGAAAAAUCAAUGCCUCAAGCAUUAAGCCAAUCGAAAAAGAGGCAGAACUUGUCAGGCAAUACCUAG